Phalaenopsis equestris is the source of this 2018-nucleotide messenger RNA. RefSeq names its product cytochrome b561 and DOMON domain-containing protein At3g61750-like. NCBI's taxonomy places the organism in Eukaryota, Viridiplantae, Streptophyta, Magnoliopsida, Asparagales, Orchidaceae. The record is from RefSeq and is a predicted model, not a curated record. The transcript is spliced from 2 exons. Bases 309 to 884 code for a protein of 191 amino acids.
AGCGCUGCGCGACCCCAGCUCUAUUACCAAACUAUGAACUUUUGUUGGCGUCCAUUUUUUUUUUUUUUUUACUCAUUUUCCAGUUUAGAUCUGAGUUGAAGAGACGCGAUAAUGGUGGUGGGAUCUACUCUACGUCUCCUACUACUGGCUUCAACUGCAAGUGAUGGAACCUCGCAACCGUCGGCCCAUUUUCUUCUCCUCUCGCUAUCCCUUUUCUCUUCCCCUUUACAUUGCAGAACCCUAAACACUCCCUUCGCGUUCCCGACGCCUCUAGCUCGCCAAUUGAUAGAUAGGCGAAUAUAGAAUCGAUGGCGAAUGCUUCGUUCUCUAUUCUAGUUAUGCUUCUGGGUAGCAUCUCGCUCGUUGGCGGGCAGGCUGACCGUUGCGGAGUGGAACCCAACGUCGUUCUUCCUGUAGGUUACGGCAACAUUACUCUAGUUUGCCUUCCGAUCUGGAACAAUCUGGUUCUUCGGUAUUCCCUAAACGAAGAUAAUGUUUUGACGAUCGUGCUUUCUAUGCUUUACACCUCUGGUUGGCUUGGAAUGGGAUUCUCAAAGGAUGGGAUGAUGGUGGGCUCGAGCGCCAUGGUCGGCUGGAUUGGAAACACCGGGCGACCCCAUAUUAAGCAAUUCUAUCUGCGUGGUAGGUCCAGCUCUCAAGUUUUAGCUGAUCAAGGACAGUUGCCAGCUGCAGGUAAUGCGCCUGUCAUUGUUCAGAAUGGACCAAACAUCUACAUGGCCUUCCAGUUGAAAUUUCUAAGUAGGAUUACACAGCAGAAGCUUCUGUUUGCUUUUGGGACGGCCACCCCUGUUAACGACCGAUUAACGAGACAUCAGGAUAAGACAUCUGUUUCCUUUGAUUUCUACACUAGUAAUUUCCACUGAAAUCUUCAUCUUCAUUUUCAUUUGUUUGUUUUUUGUUUGCCCGUAGAAAAAAUGAUAUCGUUUGUGAUGUUAUGUGAAAACUUCCAAAAAUGAGGAUUUUAGUGCUUUCAUUGUCCUUCAAAAUUGUUUUGUCCAGAUUUGUACUUUGAGAAAUGUCUAAGCAUAGAAAUCUUCAGAGAGAAGUAGAGAGAGAUAGAGAGGAAGAAAAUAAAAAUAGAGCACACUGACUUGCCCCGUAGGGGCGAACUGGGAUAUUCUUGGGCUCUGUGAUCUAUUUUAUAUAGUGUAACGUGGGGGUUAUAAAAGAGAAUUGGAAAGAGAUCUCCAUUUAGAGUGGGUCUAGAAAGAUAAGCAUAAAGAGGCCAAAGCCUAAAGAGACAAAAGCCCCUAAUAUAUGUUAUGGAUCCCUUAUUUAUAAAAAAUAGAAGCCAAAAGUGAAAAAUUACAUAUUUGUCUCUACUUUAAUAAAUGCAUUAAUGGACAAUAUUGUCUUUUGUCUUAUAUUUUCGUAUUUAAAAUUGAUUUUGGCGUUUUUUUUGUGUUUGGACCUUCUGACCAGCAGGUCCUCGAGUUGGUCAACCAAGCUGGCGUCGGCCAACUAUUUGGUCUGGAUGUCAGUCAGUCUUCGCUCUGGGAAGCUUAUUGUCUUUGAGAGUGGUGGUUAGUCGGCUUAGGGUGGUCGGUCGGCCUGUUUGUUGGUAAUCUUUGUAGAUUUAUUUGGGGAGUUGUUUAGAGUCUCACGUUGAUAUUUGUGAGAUUGUUUAGGGUAUUAGACUUUUGUUCAGUCGUUAGCGUGAAUGUCUAUUCCUGGUCGGCCUAGGUGAUCAUUUGAUCGUCGAACUAGCCUUCAGUCAAUCGGCAACCUUUCAAUCGGUCUUAAAUCCUUCAGUCAGUUGACCAUCAGUCGGCUGGCAAACUUCAAUCGGUCAGCUUCAUGAGUAUUCGUAGCUUUUUGUCAGAGGGAUGCUCCUUGAUUUAUCUCUUUUAAUUUGAAACUUCAAAUUAUUUCGAGAUUCAUGCAUGCCAUUUUUUAGCGUACAAAAAUAUUAAAAAUUAUUUCUUCAUUGUUUUGGUUAGGUUCAAUGAAAUGUAUUCCCGAACAGAAUAUGAAUCUAUUAGUUGUUUGAGCAUUUU